AUGGUUCCCUGGACUCUGUGUUCAAUGAGUGGGCGCACUUUCGUCACCACUCACCUGCGGGCCACCAGGGACGGCUCCCGAGCUGGCAGCCUGAGACCUAAAGCAGCCUCCGCCUCUGGCUUGGGCUGCCACAACACAGCUUUCCCAGCUCCCCAGGUCCGCGAAGUGCUGACCAGGUGGAGCCCGCGCAGGCUGAGGCCUCCUUCGACCCCCCCACCCUCACUUGAUGCCUGCUCAGGACAGUCCUCGGGGCGCUGCAGUGUUCCCCAGUGCACAUCUGAGGGCGUGCCCGAGGCCUCUUCCGAUCCCGGCCCUGGCCCCGUGGCCAACAGCAGCUCCCGCGGCUCCUCCCCAGCGAAGGACAUGGACAACGCCAAGGGCCACGCUCAUGCUGGCAAGAGUGCAGCGAGCUGGUGCAGCGCCCCGCUGGCACCUCUGGAGCUCAUCUCUGCACACAAGUGGGGCAGCGUGGUGACCAUGCUCGAUGCUUGGCUUGCUACUCAAGAGGGGCCAGUGAGCAUGGCCGUGAAGGGGCCCCCAGCCCAUCCAGGGCCCCCGUUCCUGGGAGGCCCCAUGCCGUCCCACGUGGACUAUGGGUCGCCGCCGCCACCACUGCUCUGCAGAUCCUUCGGGCCUCGGCCGAUGUCUCCUAGGCCACCGCAACCAUUCGUUGCACGCAUGGGCCCACCACUGGGCUUAAGAGACUAUGCGCCCGGCAUGCUGCCCGGACGCCACGACCUGCCGCUACAUCCUCGCGAGUUCUUGCCGGGACCUGACUACCAACCACCAAGUGCCGGGCUCCCGGACUACCCACCGCCGCCUGCCCGGCCCCACGACUACCCACCGCCGCCUGCGGGGGUCCCAGGAAAACCCACCACCAAGUGCCGGGCCUCAGGACCAUGGAUGGCCGCCCUCUGCGAGCCUAAACUUCGCAUGCUCCUGAGACCUAAAGCAGCCUCCGCCUCUGGCUUGGGCUGCCACAACACAGCUUUCCCAGCUCCCCAGGUCCGCGAAGUGCUGACCAGGUGGAGCCCGCGCAGGCUGAGGCCUCCUUCGACCCCCCCACCCUCACUUGAUGCCUGCUCAGGACAGUCCUCGGGGCGCUGCAGUGUUCCCCAGUGCACAUCUGAGGGCGUGCCCGAGGCCUCUUCCGAUCCCGGCCCUGGCCCCGUGGCCAACAGCAGCUCCCGCGGCUCCUCCCCAGCGAAGGACAUGGACAACGCCAAGGGCCACGCUCAUGCUGGCAAGAGUGCAGCGAGCUGGUGCAGCGCCCCGCUGGCACCUCUGGAGCUCAUCUCUGCACACAAGUGGGGCAGCGUGGUGACCAUGCUCGAUGCUUGGCUUGCUACUCAAGAGGGGCCAGUGAGCAUGGCCGUGAAGGGGCCCCCAGCCCAUCCAGGGCCCCCGUUCCUGGGAGGCCCCAUGCCGUCCCACGUGGACUAUGGGUCGCCGCCGCCACCACUGCUCUGCAGAUCCUUCGGGCCUCGGCCGAUGUCUCCUAGGCCACCGCAACCAUUCGUUGCACGCAUGGGCCCACCACUGGGCUUAAGAGACUAUGCGCCCGGCAUGCUGCCCGGACGCCACGACCUGCCGCUACAUCCCCGCGAGUUCUUGCCUGGACCUGACUACCAACCACCAAGUGCCGGGCUCCCGGACUACCCACCGCCGCCUGCCCGGCCCCACGACUACCCACCGCCGCCUGCGGGGGUCCCAGGAAAACCCACCACCAAGUGCCGGGCCUCAGGACCAUGGAUGGCCGCCCUCUGCGAGCCUAAACUUCGCAUGCUCCUGAGACCUAAAGCAGCCUCCGCCUCUGGCUUGGGCUGCCACAACACAGCUUUCCCAGCUCCCCAGGUCCGCGAAGUGCUGACCAGGUGGAGCCCGCGCAGGCUGAGGCCUCCUUCGACCCCCCCACCCUCACUUGAUGCCUGCUCAGGACAGUCCUCGGGGCGCUGCAGUGUUCCCCAGUGCACAUCUGAGGGCGUGCCCGAGGCCUCUUCCGAUCCCGGCCCUGGCCCCGUGGCCAACAGCAGCUCCCGCGGCUCCUCCCCAGCGAAGGACAUGGACAACGCCAAGGGCCACGCUCAUGCUGGCAAGAGUGCAGCGAGCUGGUGCAGCGCCCCGCUGGCACCUCUGGAGCUCAUCUCUGCACACAAGUGGGGCAGCGUGGUGACCAUGCUCGAUGCUUGGCUUGCUACUCAAGAGGGGCCAGUGAGCAUGGCCGUGAAGGGGCCCCCAGCCCAUCCAGGGCCCCCGUUCCUGGGAGGCCCCAUGCCGUCCCACGUGGACUAUGGGUCGCCGCCGCCACCACUGCUCUGCAGAUCCUUCGGGCCUCGGCCGAUGUCUCCUAGGCCACCGCAACCAUUCGUUGCACGCAUGGGCCCACCACUGGGCUUAAGAGACUAUGCGCCCGGCAUGCUGCCCGGACGCCACGACCUGCCGCUACAUCCCCGCGAGUUCUUGCCUGGACCUGACUACCAACCACCAAGUGCCGGGCUCCCGGACUACCCACCGCCGCCUGCCCGGCCCCACGACUACCCACCGCCGCCUGCGGGGGUCCCAGGAAAACCCACCACCAAGUGCCGGGCCUCAGGACCAUGGAUGGCCGCCCUCUGCGAGCCUAAACUUCGCAUGCUCCUGAGACCUAAAGCAGCCUCCGCCUCUGGCUUGGGCUGCCACAACACAGCUUUCCCAGCUCCCCAGGUCCGCGAAGUGCUGACCAGGUGGAGCCCGCGCAGGCUGAGGCCUCCUUCGACCCCCCCACCCUCACUUGAUGCCUGCUCAGGACAGUCCUCGGGGCGCUGCAGUGUUCCCCAGUGCACAUCUGAGGGCGUGCCCGAGGCCUCUUCCGAUCCCGGCCCUGGCCCCGUGGCCAACAGCAGCUCCCGCGGCUCCUCCCCAGCGAAGGACAUGGACAACGCCAAGGUGAGCAUGGCCGUGAAGGGGCCCCCAGCCCAUCCAGGGCCCCCGUUCCUGGGAGGCCCCAUGCCGUCCCACGUGGACUAUGGGUCGCCGCCGCCACCACUGCUCUGCAGAUCCUUCGGGCCUCGGCCGAUGUCUCCUAGGCCACCGCAACCAUUCGUUGCACGCAUGGGCCCACCACUGGGCUUAAGAGACUAUGCGCCCGGCAUGCUGCCCGGACGCCACGACCUGCCGCUACAUCCUCGCGAGUUCUUGCCGGGACCUGUGCCAUUCAGGCCUCCAGGCCCGCUCGGCGCCCGAGCAUAUUUCAUUUCGGAUCUGCGAAUGCCACCCGCUGGACUCCAAGACUACCGACCACCACCUGCCGGGCCCCAGGAUAACCCACCGAUGCCUGCCGGGCCCCAGGACAACCCACCACCGCCUGCUGGGCGCCAGGCCUACCCACCACCACGUGCCGGGCACCAGCACUACCCACCACCGCCUGCCAGGCCCCAGGACUACCAACCACCAAGUGCCGGGCUCCAGGACUACCCACCGCCGCCUGCCCGGCCCCACGACUACCCACCGCCGCCUGCGGGGGUCCCAGGAAAACCCACCACCAAGUGCCGGGCCUCAGGACCAUGGAUGGCCGCCCUCUGCGAGCCUAAACUUCGCAUGCUGUGA
Messenger RNA from Cavia porcellus (domestic guinea pig), 3585 nucleotides. RefSeq names its product basic proline-rich protein-like. Gene Ontology annotation, cellular component: endoplasmic reticulum exit site; endoplasmic reticulum membrane. Lineage: Eukaryota; Metazoa; Chordata; Mammalia; Rodentia; Caviidae. The transcript is spliced from 28 exons. Gene Ontology annotation, biological process: endoplasmic reticulum to Golgi vesicle-mediated transport; vesicle cargo loading; protein secretion. Bases 1 to 3585 code for a protein of 1194 amino acids. The record is from RefSeq and is a predicted model, not a curated record.